AUGUCAACUGAUCACGAAAAUCCACUUAUGAGGCUGCAGGAGGCCGGAUGUGUUGCUUGGGACGCGUAUGGGGAAGUGCACGUGGCUUUGAUUAUCUUGUGUUAUCAGAUUGUCUGGCUCGGCUGGAAUUCCGUCGUUUCCAAGAUUGCAGAUAUUCCGGCGAAGGCCAAUAUUCUCGUCCGACAUGACACGAAGGCGUUGCUUUGCCAAAUCUUGGUUCCUCGCGACCGUGUUGAUUUUGAAAGGGUUAUCAUCGAACGUGCCGUGAUCUACCAGGAAGUCUGGGAAGGAUUGGUGCAGAGGUUCGACUGGGGAAUCGGCCUCAUUUGGGUCCGGUAUGAUGAGAACUGA
Aspergillus uvarum CBS 121591 is the source of this 351-nucleotide messenger RNA. RefSeq lists its product as uncharacterized. The transcript is spliced from 2 exons. Lineage: Eukaryota; Fungi; Ascomycota; Eurotiomycetes; Eurotiales; Aspergillaceae. The record is from RefSeq and is a predicted model, not a curated record. The coding region runs from base 1 to 351 and encodes 116 amino acids.